Messenger RNA from Cydia amplana, 6508 nucleotides. RefSeq lists its product as uncharacterized. NCBI's taxonomy places the organism in Eukaryota, Metazoa, Arthropoda, Insecta, Lepidoptera, Tortricidae. Bases 405 to 6479 code for a protein of 2024 amino acids. The transcript is spliced from 10 exons. The record is from RefSeq and is a predicted model, not a curated record.
AUUAUCAAAAUACCUUGCCAUCAACAACUAGUGAAAGUGACCCACAAAUAUAAUGUUUAAGAUUAGUUACCUUUGGAAACUGAAAAAAAGAUUGCUUCAUUUGGUACUCAUUUCCAAGACACGACCGCUCCGCUCGCUGCCCGCGACCUAAAUGAACUAAAAUGCACGCUUGGCGGGCUAGAGGGAGAUAGCACCCGCCGUCCCUCUCGCACUUGCGGAGCGGUUGUCAAGUCGAUUCAACCGUCCGCCGGGCCACGUUUCUUCCAUUUUGUUUUCAAUCGUCACAGCGUACACGACUGGGAAAAGUAAAACAUGGUUAUCAAACGUGUCAGUGUAUCUUCGAAUUACUGAUGAAUCGCGUGGUGAAUUUUAGUUUUAGGAAAGCAGCAAAAGGAUAAAGCAAAAUGUCGGAGCUGGACAAAUUCAAGCGGCGCAUCAUCCGCUCGGUGGCGCGCCUGAUGCUUAAGGAGAAGAAACCCGAUGAAGAACUAUGGAAGGAUAUGAAGAAGGAAACCGGCUCGGACUGCCGUACUCUAUGGGAGCGAAUGCGAGCGUUAUGCGUGAAAAAGCUAAACCGUAUGAUAGCAGUCGACGAUCGCUCGGCCAAUCUCCCAAGCAUCGCUCGACUAUCCCUCACCGACUGGCUGCUAGUGGACCUCGUGUUGGUGCAUGAGGAAAUAGACGUUAUUGCUAUGGAUAAGUCUGAUAACAAGGAAUAUCCAGCCCUAAUAGAACUAUUCAGCUUGGUACAACGAUUCGACAUUGAAAGGCGCGCCGGGGAGCCGCUAGCGGAGGCCUGGGCCGCCGCCACCGUCUACUACAAUCGACAAGGCCGCCAAUGCUCCCCGAUGCUGCUCCAACGUCGCUGGUACCAGCUGAAGAAACUGACCCGCUGCCGCUUCUACAAGUUCUGGUUCUCAUACAAGGGCAACACCCGUCUUCUGGAGGAAGCUAGAAAGUCUAUGCCCUCGAGGCUGCAGAUGGCUAUCGCUAAGAGAUACCCAGAAGUAAUAACGAAAGAGUAUCCAGAUUGGGACGAAUUAAUAGAAAAACGCUUUGUCAUAAUGCCGGAGGAAUUUGAAGCUAAAAUGAGGAUGCCCAACUUACCGAAGCCUUGCAACUCCAAUGCUCCAGAUCUAGUGGUUGUUGAACCCGUAAUCGAGACCAUAGACCUCCGCUUAGAAUCAGACCCAGAAGAUCAAAACGAUGAUGAAAUGGAAGACACGUCUGAUCCGGAAAGGAGCAAUGAUGCAACUGAUAUAACUCAUCCAGCUACUGAAGAAGACAUCCCAGUUGCACAAGAAAACCCAGUUACUGAAGAGGAAAUACCAGUUGCCGAAGAAGGAACCCUAAUAAAUGACGAAGCUUCAGGUAUACAAGUUAAAACAGAACCCAUGGAAGAAGACGGCUUAUCAAAUGUACAACUUAUUUCUGCUGCGCAUGUCCCUGAAGUUGAAAUACCAGACGAUAGUCCAGAUGAAACUGCUGAGGUUGUGUCUACUAAUUCAGAUGAAAUUGUAGUAAAAUCUGAGGUGAGCCAAAUGGAAACAAGUCCAGAUGAUGAAGAUGAUGUUAUACAAAUACCAGGCGCAACUCCUGUAGUAGAACUAUCUCCUGAAAUUGUACAAAGAGAAACAGCGGACGUACCAAGUAACGUUCCAUGCGACGUGGAUAUUAUAAAUGACAGUGAUGACGCUGUUGAUGACAUAAUAAAAGUUAAAGCAGACGAGUACUGCCGCAAAAAGGAUGAAGUUCCUGUUGAAAAAAACAAUGCAAUAGAUGAUUUGAUAAAAGACAAAUUAGAGACGUACCUUAAGAGGCCCAAAGAGGCUAUACCACUUGUUGAUAAGAAACCUGAUGUUGACUCUAUUGACUUGAAAAAUAAAGCAAACGUAGCCGCUAUAGAUUUAAUGGCUGAUUUAAACUUCGUUGAUGACGGCAUUGAAUUUGUUGAUGAUGGCGUUGAAUUUAUAGAAGAAGAUCACGCACAAACUAUUGAAUCCACAACCAACGUACCUUCUAGUAAAUCAAUUGAAGACAAUGCAGUUGAACAAACUGAAGAAGAGGACGAUGAAAGCCACAAAUUUGACUUAAAACUAUUAAUGUAUCCUGUUGUCUAUACUACCAAGUUAGACCAAAUGAAAACGUUCAAAAACAAAGAAAUUGAUUCAGUAAAAGGUACAGAGGAUAUAGAAAUGGCGGCCAUUGAGAGUAAACCGGUGAGUAAUAAAUCACUUGAUAUUAAAAUAAAAGAGGAAAGCGUCAUAAGUGCCGCAGAAGACAUAGCAGAAAGUGAUGAUCUUUUCACCAAUCGCGAAGUAACAGAUGAUGAAGACUCAGAAGAAGAUGUAAUAGUGUCACCGAGCAGCUAUAUGUUGAAGAAACCCAGAACUCGCACUUACGAUCCUAUAAAACUUUGCAAAAAUCCCGAUUUCAACACGAAACUUAAAAGAUUGACUAUAGGUUUUCUGAGUUCUACAAGAAAUCGACAGUAUCUCAAUGCCUGUAUACCAAUGACAAUAGAUUUAAGUAAAGCUUUUGAAUCAAAAUUAGUAAAUGGUACAUUGUAUUUAAAAUCCAGUGGUACGGCUGCAAUUGUAGAAAAACCGGAAGUAAUAGAAAAGCGAGCGUCUUCGAUUGUCCCGACCGCGAUGCCCGUACAAAGUCUCAUUGAUAAUUCAAAAGUGGAUAUUCAAAAUUUGAUUCCACAUCCAUCCCCAAUAGUUUCUGAAAGGACCAAAGUUAUAAAUUUACCAGAUAUUGACAAAGUUAGGAGAAUAAACCAACAGUUGCUUACUGCUCAAGUGCCACCACUUAGAGUUUUUGCUGGCAACAGUAGAGCUAUUCAUCCACAAGAAGUUAAUCCAACAGUUUCAACUGUCCCGAGCAUCGAACCUGUACAACCAGUGACUGAUUCCAUUUUCAUUCAAAAUACCGUGCCUAAAAUAAAAAUUGAGGGUGAAAAAAGCGAUAAUGACAGUUUGCCUACAGAAACCUUACCACCAGCUAAAGAAAAGCUGAUAAAGAUGAUCAAUCAGGCGAAAAUCUUAACUAAAGAAGCACUGGACAAAAUUGAUGACGCUACAAAGCCAAAAGAUUUUCCAAUGCCGAUUGUAGUACAAGAAGUAAAAACCAACAUACCUCAAGAAGUACCAACCAGAAAACACCAUUAUCAGCCUCGAGUGCCACUGCCGUGGGCACCAAAACAUGCAGUACCGACUAAAAAUAACUUUGACGAUUUUGGCCUGCUAACUUCAGAUACGUUAAACAAAAUGUUGCAUUUACUGACAAGUGGUAAAGAGGGUGAUGGUUGCAAAUGCUGUAAUAUACCGAAGAAAAAGAAAAAGAAAAGGAAAUGUAAGGAAAGCGAAGCCCAACAAAAAGACUCGGACAACUCAGACUCGGUCCAGGAAGUCGGUAAAGUAGACGAAAGUAAAACAUCUGAUGUUGCAGUCGCAAAACAAGCCCCAAAACAAACGACCAAAGUGGUGCCCGUAUCUAAAGUGGUAAAAACUAAAUUUUGUUGUUGGGCUAAUCAAAAACUUAAUAACCGUAGACGUAACUCCAAGCACUUGUGUCCUCCUAACCCCUGCCGAUGUUGCUGUGCGGAUAAACUGGUCAAAAAAAUUCAGGCAGACGAGGAAGCAAGGAGAUUAAAAAUGAUGGCGAAAACUGUAGUUGAACUAUCAGAUGAUGAGGAAGACAGCCUGAAGAAAGCUUGCGAAUCGAUUGAGACUGUUGUGCAGCAAUCAGCUCUACUGACAGAUCAAUCUAAGGGCAGAACUUCUGCAGUCCCGGCUGUGUCCGUGGUGGACAGAAUACCUGUCCCAAUUGUGAACGUGGUGAAGAGCUCACCUCAUGUUCCAAUUGUGACCGUGAUGGACAAUGCACCUGAUGUUCCAGAUGUAACAGUAGUUUCACCUCCAAAGCCCUUGACACCAUCUAUUAAUGUUGAAGUAGUCGCACCAUCUAUUUCUAAAGUGACUAUAGAUUUGGGUAUUAAUGCCAAUGAAAUUAAUGAAACACCAACGUCGCCAACAAAACCUUACAUGAAAAUAAGAGCCGCCCCAAUUGCAUCUUUAAUGCCAUCAGAUCGACCAGCAAUCAGACCGAUAAUAAAUCGACCGACCAUACCGCAAAUCAAUCCAGUAACUGUCAACAGGGUACCUCUACAAAGAGUACAAAUACAUUCACAGCGAAAACCAUCGCCGUGGGCCUCUUGCUCCUGUCAGAGGCCUGCCCUCAGUCAAGACACUCGGCGGAACAUAGUGAUAGACGCAUCCACACAGUGUCCCAUUCAUCCGACGCCCAUCGCUUCCAAACAAAUUGUGAGUCCCCAGAAAAAAGACUCAUCACUUCAGAUUCCAGAAACACCCAAAGAGAAGAUUUUAUAUCUACACAGUAAAAGUUUAGCCAAAAGCCCAUCGGAAAGCCCAAUAUUUUUGGGCAAGAACAAAAUUUUAUUGACCACUGUUAAAUUUCCGCGAAAGAACGACGAUGUUGCUCCACCGACUGAAAUUUUCCAAGCUCCAAAAGUUAUCCCAACUUUGCCCCUGCCUGCUGGUGUGCAGUUAGUACUGAUGCCUUCAGGUAAUGUGACGUACACUGUGGAUCCGGGCGUUGAGUUAGAUGAAGCGCAAUUGGCAGCUUUACCCACGAUUUUAGCAGCAGUGCAAGAACAGCUUAAUGCUUCAGGCGUUACUCCUUCGUCGGCUGUUCCUGAGCCACAAGUCAGCGCAGCCAGAGACGUUGAACCAGUUACAGCUGUUACCCAGCCCGAAACUACUGGUUCUGAAAAUAUAAACUUGUCACAAAGCGAUGAAACUGCGGAGACACCUCAAGCCGAUAGUAAUAUUAAUGACCUUACUGACACUCCUGUAACAUUAGAAACGAACGAAGUAUUCCAAGACACAGAACUGCCGCCGAAAUAUACUAAUAACGUAGAUAUGGAAGUCGAUACACAGAGUACAAAAGCAGAUACAGCAACAGAACAGGAUACAUCUACUACUACUAGUACCAGCGAUUUAGAAAAAGAAUCUGUUCCCAUGACUAAAGAUACGGUAAGUGAAGCUACAGUUGAUGCUGAAGCACCAAACGAUAUUACUGAACCACUUGCGUCUGCUCAAACAGCGCCGGUUAUUGAAGAGUCACAAAGUGAAAAACAAACUCUAGAAAUCCAAAGUGUAGCAGAAGAUAAAGAAGCACCUGAAGUAACUCAAGAGAUUCAAAGUGUAAGAGAAGGAAAAGAAGAUGGCAUUAGCAAUAGAAAAAGUUUGCUAUCUGACUUGAUGGAGAUGUCGGGAAUAUCUGCGGAAGAUACGACGGCGCCCGAACCUCCAGUCAUAGACCUAGUACAACACGAAGCUAUUGUAAAUGAUGAAUCGAAAAAUCUGCCAGAACUCAGCCCAGUGACAUCUUUUGCUGAGCUUAAGUAUGCAUGCGAGCAGAAUGGCAAAUUCUUUAAACUAGACUUUGACACGGGAGUUAUAGUCCCUAUUAAUGUUUGCAUCAAAAAGAAUCCUAAAACGAAGACAACUCCUACUAAAACAAAGGAAUUCAUUGAUUUGACUGAAGAUGUUGACAACACUGAGACCCCAGAUACUCUAAAUAUAUCUACUGAAGGCCUACCAACUAGGUCUUCAUCAUUGAAAGAGCCAGUCGAAUAUUUAUAUAAUGGUAAAACUGUGAACGUGUCGAGUAGUAUAGUUAAACCAGUCAAAUUAUUUAAAGCUCUUCACCCUACGCCGAAGCCCAAGCCGAGGGUUCUAAAAGCUGGUCCACUAACAAUCUCAUCAUAUAACUCUGCAAGCUUAUUAAAGCGAACACAUGAAGAAAAGAGAAAGCAGAAAUUCUCAAUAGUCAGAGCGAAGGUCGAAGCUAAAAUUGAUUUGGUCGAUUCUGAUGAGCCAAUGGAGGAAGAAUACCUUGUAGACAGUUCUGACAAUGACAAAUCGGAUGACGAUACAGGACCCGAGCCAAUGCUAGUUGAAGCCUUGAACACUUCACUAUUAGACGAAUCAUCAGACGAUGAACCUCUAGCUAAGAAAUCUAAACGUUUAAAGGAAGCAGAUGAGAAAGAAGUAAGAGAAACGAAUAUAUUUGAUGAAAUUCCUGAUGCGGCAAGUCCUGAUGAACUGGCAAAUGAUUUGAACGAUUUAGUAGAGCAUAUAGAGACUGCAGCAGUUACUGGUGGAACUGAUCAGGUACAAAAAAUUAGUGUGAUAGAGGGCGUGGUUCCUACAAGCAGUAAAAAUGAUACAUCUGAUGGUAAGAGAGAUAAGCCUCAGGCAAAAGUAAGAGAGACGCUUGAACCUAAUGUCAUUGUCCGGUCUGAAGGCCCAAUAGAAAUAAAUGUUCACAAUCCGGUAGACAACCAGUCAGACGAUGAAGAAUUAGAUAAAGCGCCUCCUGAACUCAGAUUCUUAUCUGAUCACAGCGAGAACGGAGACGGGGAUGAAGACUGCAUACUAGGAUUCUAAAUUUUAACCACAAAAAUCGUCCGCUAAAG